UCCGCUCCUCUGCCAACGCGCCUCCAUUUCUCCCAUUCCAAAUUCCAUUUUUCCCAAUUCCUCUCUUUCUUUCUUCUUUGUUUUUUUUCAUCUCAACUCCGUUGAAUUCUUCUGCCAGUUUUGUUUAAUUCUCGUAGUUUUUGAUGUUACGAUCGCGAACUGCGUCUGAUUCUCAAGAAAACAGAGGAAUUCCGAGCUGUGCCGAGCUUUCUUCGCCACAUAGUUGAUUCAAGGAAAUAGUUUGUUGGACACAGGGUAUUGUGAGUGAGGGCCAAGAAAGGAGCUAAUUGUUCAAUUUGAAAAAUGGAGCUAAAUACAGUCAAAGAUGCCUUUGAUCGUGUUGUUAAGAAGCAAAAGCUAUCAUCUUCACGAUCUCAUGAAGUAAUUGAUCAAGUUGGCCAUGAAAUUGAACAGGCAAUCGCACAAAUUCUGUCACCUCAUGACCCCACCUCCCCUGUUGAUCAGAAGUCCAUUCUUUCAGAGCUUAAACACAGACUCAAUGCAAUUGCUCCACUGCAACAGUUGGAAGGUUCACAGAAGGAACUAAACGUAAACCUCAGCAAAUACGCUAAACUCCUUGAGAAAACCUUCAAUCCCGAUGUAUCCAAAGCAUACAGCAAUGUUGACUUUGACCACCAUAUUGUUAAUAAAAUCAUUGCAAACCAUUUUUACCAGCAAGGCUGGUUUGAUCUUGGAGAUAGCAUUAUAAAUGAGGCAGGAGUACCUGAGGCAGCCAUUUUAAAAUAUCAGUUUUUGGAAAUGCAUCAGAUAAUCGAGGCCAUGAAGGUUAGAAACCUUGAGCCUGCUCUGAGAUGGGUAUACGCUAACCGAGAAAAGCUCACGCAGAAUGGCUCUGAUCUUGAGCUUAAACUUCACAGUCUUCAGUACAUGGAAAUAUUACAGAAUGGAAGCCAAAGUGAUGCACUUAACUAUGCCAAAACCUACCUUGCUCCUUUUGCUUUCCUUUACAAGGAUGAUAUCAUGAAGCUUAUGGGGUGCCUUGCGUUUCGGGGAAGGCUUGCCAACUCUCCAUAUUCAGAGUUAAGGUCACCAACCCAUUGGGAGAAAUCGACCGAGGAGGUUAUCCAUCAGUUCUGCAGUCUUCUCGGGCAGUCCUCCAACAGCCCGUUAGGCGUGGCAAUAGCCGCUGGAUUUGAAGGGUUGCCUACUCUGUUGAAGCUGGCAAACGUAAUGGCUGCUAAGAAGCAAGAUUGGCAUGCAAUGAGGCAGUUACCAGUACCAGUUGAAUUGGGCAAGGAAUUUCAGUUCCAUUCAACAUUUGUUUGUCCCGUGAGCAGAGAGCAAAGCAGUGAUGAGAAUCCUCCGAUGUUGAUGCCAUGCUUACAUGUGCUCUGCAAGCAGUCCAUCAUGAAGCUGUCAAAGAGCAGCACAAGAACAUUUAAAUGUCCUUAUUGUCCGGCAGAGGCUUCAGUUGCUCAGUGCAGGCAGAUAUAUUUCUGAAAGUUUAUGAAUCUCUCUUUCUUACAAGUCGAAAUCAUCUGUAUCAAUGAUAUUGGUGCAUUUCAUCUAUUGUGGUUGUACAUAAGAAUUCUUUCUAAAUUUAUGUUCUGAUUUUAAAAUGAUCAUACAAUUGAAAAUAUUGUAUAUCGACUUGCCUAUGCUACCAAGGUCAAGAGAGCCUUCAACUAUCCGGGUGAAAUUCAACAAAGAAACUGCAGUUGCCUCCUUAAUUUCAGCUUAUUCAUUUUCCCAUUAUCUGGUUAGGUAGGAAGCAAAAUUGUAGUAAAUGGUCCUUUUUUUUUUGUCUUGCUUUGUUUUACUAAA
This is a messenger RNA of Morus notabilis, 1785 nucleotides long. Its product is annotated as protein RMD5 homolog. Lineage: Eukaryota; Viridiplantae; Streptophyta; Magnoliopsida; Rosales; Moraceae. Gene Ontology annotation, molecular function: ubiquitin protein ligase activity. Gene Ontology annotation, cellular component: cytoplasm; GID complex; nucleus. Bases 304 to 1461 code for a protein of 385 amino acids. The record is from RefSeq and is a predicted model, not a curated record. Gene Ontology annotation, biological process: proteasome-mediated ubiquitin-dependent protein catabolic process. The transcript has 3 exons.